Micropterus salmoides (largemouth bass) is the source of this 5182-nucleotide messenger RNA. Its product is annotated as E3 ubiquitin-protein ligase SMURF2. The record is from RefSeq and is a predicted model, not a curated record. Gene Ontology annotation, molecular function: ubiquitin protein ligase activity; protein binding. The coding region runs from base 377 to 2689 and encodes 770 amino acids. The transcript has 19 exons. NCBI's taxonomy places the organism in Eukaryota, Metazoa, Chordata, Actinopteri, Centrarchiformes, Centrarchidae. Gene Ontology annotation, biological process: negative regulation of BMP signaling pathway; ubiquitin-dependent protein catabolic process.
GAGGGCUCAACAGUUCAACUCUGGGCGAGCGGAGAGGACUCAGUCCGAGGCAGAGGCUCCUUCCGAAGAUGUGAAGACAAGCACCGUGUUACAGAGCCGUAGUAGCUACUUCACACGUUUCACCGAGUCAUUUGCAGUAAAUGCACUUUGCUGCAGUCACUCGUGAUUUUUCUUUUUCUUGUUUUUUUAAACGUUUUACAUUUUGUGAGCAGUCGCUAUGGCAGUUCAGUUCACAUCCGGGCCACAAUGCAUUGACUCCAUUAUUGUCUAAAACUGGCGGAGAGGUUGAUAAACCUAGUUUUUUUUUUUUUUUUUUUUUUUUUACACUUAAAGACUGAUUUUUAUUACGUGCGGUGAAGGCUGGAACCAAGAGGAGAUGUCUAACCAAGGAGUCCGGCGGAAUGGCCCUGUAAAGCUCCGAUUAACAGUCCUCUGCGCCAAAAACCUGGUGAAAAAAGACUUCUUCCGCCUACCUGAUCCCUUUGCCAAGGUUGUUGUGGAUGGUUCAGGGCAAUGCCACUCCACAGACACUGUGAGGAACACACUUGACCCCAAGUGGAAUCAACACUAUGACCUGUACAUCGGAAAAUCUGAUUCGAUCACCAUCAGUGUGUGGAAUCACAAGAAGAUUCACAAGAAGCAAGGGGCUGGGUUCCUGGGCUGUGUCCGCCUUCUGUCCAACGCGAUCAACCGCCUUAAAGACACAGGCUACCAGAGACUAGACUUGAACAAGCUGAGUCCCAAUGACAGUGACACAGUCAGGGGCCAGAUAGUGGUGAGCCUGCAGUCUAGGGACCGGAUAGGCACAGGAGGCCCUGUGGUGGAUUGCAGUCGGCUGUUUGACAAUGAUCUUCCAGAUGGCUGGGAGGAGAGGAGGACGGCAACUGGACGAAUCCAGUACCUGAACCAUAUCACACGCACCACACAGUGGGAGAGGCCUACCAGGCCUGCAUCAGAGUACUCCAGCCCUGGCCGGCCUCUCAGCUGUAUUGUGGAUGAGAACACGCCCAUCAGCACAAACGGGGCCACGCCCACCACAGCAUUGCCGCCUAGUGGCAGUGACCAGCGGGCCCAGGAGAGAAGGGUCCGCUCCCAGAGGCACCGCAACUACAUGAGUAGAACCCACCUGCACACGCCCCCAGACCUCCCUGAGGGCUAUGAGCAGAGGACCACGCAGCAAGGCCAAGUGUACUUUCUUCACACGCAGACAGGUGUCAGCACGUGGCAUGACCCCAGAGUACCAAGAGAUCUGAGUAAUGUGAACUGUGAGGAACUGGGUCCUCUACCGCCUGGAUGGGAGAUACGGAACACUGCCACUGGGAGGGUUUACUUUGUCGACCACAAUAACCGAACCACGCAGUUUACUGACCCACGCCUCUCGGCCAACCUGCAUCUAGUCCUAAAUCCAAGCCCCAACGGUUCUCGAGGAGGCAUCGAAAGUCAGAAUGUCAGUCGUCAGAACCAAUUGAAGGAUCAGGUCCAGCAGGCUCUGGUGUCCCCCGGUCAGCUCCCAGAGGAGGCCGAGUGCCUCACGGUGCCCAAGUACAAGAGGGACCUUGUUCAGAAGCUCAAGAUUCUCCGCCAGGAACUGUCCCAGCAACAGCCUCAGGCUGGCCACUGCCGCAUCGAGGUGUCCCGUGAGGAGAUCUUUGAGGAAUCGUAUCGACAGGUGAUGAAGAUGAGACCAAAAGACCUGUGGAAAAGGCUAAUGGUGAAGUUCAGAGGCGAGGAGGGGCUUGAUUAUGGAGGAGUAGCCAGGGAGUGGCUAUAUCUGCUGUCGCAUGAGAUGCUGAAUCCGUACUACGGCCUGUUCCAGUACUCCCGUGAUGAUAUUUACACACUGCAGAUAAACCCUGACUCUGCUGUCAACCCUGAGCACUUGUCGUACUUUCACUUUGUGGGCCGUAUUAUGGGGAUGGCAGUGUUCCAUGGCCACUACAUAGACGGAGGCUUCACUUUGCCUUUCUACAAACAACUGCUGGGUAAACCCAUCACUCUGGACGACAUGGAGUCUGUCGACCCUGACCUACACAACAGCCUUGUGUGGAUCCUGGACAAUGACAUCACAGGUGUGCUGGACCACACCUUUUGCGUAGAACACAACGCCUACGGAGAGAUCAUCCAGCAUGAACUCAAGCCCAACGGGAAGAGCAUCCCCGUCACCCAGGACACCAAGAAAGAGUACGUCCGGCUCUACGUCAACUGGCGUUUUCUGCGAGGCAUAGAGGCCCAGUUCCUGGCCCUGCAGAAGGGCUUCAAUGAGGUCAUCCCCCAACACCUGCUAAAGUCUUUCGAUGAGAAGGAGCUUGAGCUGAUUGUAUGCGGCCUGGGUAAAAUCGACAUCAACGACUGGAAGUCCAAUACACGGCUCAAACACUGCACUCCAGACAGCAACAUUGUUAAAUGGUUCUGGAAAGCUGUGGAGUCCUUCGACGAGGAGCGCAGAGCCCGGCUGCUGCAGUUUGUCACUGGCUCCUCCAGAGUUCCCCUACAAGGCUUCAAGGCCCUCCAAGGUGCUGCUGGGCCUCGGCUCUUUACCAUCCACCAGAUUGAUGCCAGCACCAACAACCUGCCCAAAGCCCACACCUGUUUCAAUCGGAUUGACAUUCCUCCCUACGAGCACUAUGACAAACUGUACGACAAGUUGCUCACUGCCAUCGAAGAGACGUGCGGCUUCGCUGUUGAGUGAGUCACAGAUGCAGGCAGAGCUCAGCAACAACCAGAAGCAACAUGGUUUGGCCAUGAUGAGCCUCCCCUUACAAAUCAGUCCACUCAGACAGGCGUCAUCCACGGUUGCUUCACCCAAGGACAUCCAUACUUCCCGGGGACACGUGGCCAAGCUAAGGGAGGGUGGGCAGAGAAGACCAGAAAAUGUCAUCUGACUCCGGGGUUGUUUUGUUGUUGUUUUUUUUAGACUCUCCAGCCCUCCUUUAUGACUUUUUUUUAAUCAUUCAAAAGGAUCUCUUCAGCUGCUAAUAAAUAAGACUAUUUACUAACUUGUGGAACCUGCAAAAUUUGCUGGGUCUUCCCUUUUUUUUUUCUCUUAAGUUCAUUUUAGCAUUUAAAAAAAUAGACUGUAUUCCAUGUAGCAAUGUUCCAUCGAGCAGAACACAAGGUCAGUCCACUCUGAAACGACAUUAACAAGUCUGGUUUGUUUGCUAGAAUACAGGGUUAUUGAUGGUUACCACAGCCACUUGGAAACACUAAAUUUGGAUGCAGAGUGUGUGUGAUUUGGGCUGUUCGGUGCCUCAGUGAUCACACUGGGGCUAUCAGUAAUGCCAGGGCUGGAAAACGGUGAUGUGAGCGGAUGAGAAUGCAAGACUGGAGACUGAAUUAGGCAGAGCCCGACUGUUUACAACCCUCUCCAAAGACAGCAGCAGGGACCUCAGCUCCCGAGUUGCUGCCUGAACAACUAGCGCUACAUUCCCAGAACACCACUUUCAAACGUCUGACAACAAGUUUUGUUGAAUGAAUGACUGAGUGAAUGAAUUGCUUGAAAUGUGUUAUUUUUAUAUAACAGGGAAAAUUAAAAAAGAAACAAUAAAAUUCUAUAUAAUAUAUAUAAUUUAUUGUUGUUAUAUUUCAGAUACCCCUUUACAUUGUUCCAGAAAAAAUACAAAUCUUUUAAAUGUUAAGUUAACUGUUUAAAUUAUGGAAGACAAUUUGUGAAAACAGAAUUAAGCUUGACUGAAUUUCACUUAAGAAGGCUGUGUUUUAUUUCUUGACGUAACCCCUCUCAUACUGUACAAGGAGAGGUAUGUCUUCAAGGGCAAAAAAUCUUAAACACACUGUCGUGUGAGUGCCAUUAUCAUUUUGAAUGAAUGAAUGAAUCUUUGCAAAUAUUGAGCGGACCCUUUAAAUUCUACUGAUUUUCAUCCUGUAGCAACACAUGGUGGUGUGGUGUGACGUUUCUCUUCUAUUACCCUUUACAGUUUGUCAUUUGUAGCUGGGCUAUAUUAAUGUCACUAGCAUGAAAGCUACCAUUCAUUUCUAAUGGUACUCUGUUCAGAAGCGUCAUCAUAAUCUAUUUUGUGUUGCCUCCAUGUUGUUGAAAAAGAAAAACCUCUACUACCUUGUGGCCAUGUGGUGCUAAAUAGCAUUAACGUUUGUCUUAUAUUGGCAACCUUACUCAUUGACAUACUACUGCUUAAAGUGCACAAUACACUACUCGUGCUCAUACCUGCUUGUGGCCACAAAACACAUCCAAGAAACCAAGAGCUCUACCAAGCCACAUACUCAGGAGAUGUCAUAUGUAGUUUGUAAUGUCCUUUUAAUUUGACGACUGACAAGAAACUAAUUCUGACCAUUUGUCUUGAUUUCCUGAAUGUGAAACGGUUUAAAAAGUCUUGUCAUUUAAAUAAUUUUGCCCACAGUAGACCAUUGACAUAUAGUAAUCGUUGCAUGUGUCCAUGUGCUUUUGUUUGUUUUGAAAGGAAAAUGAAUGAGAUGAACUUGUGUUUUAGCCUGCUACACAGUCCCCAUCAGUAAUGUUUUCAUUUAGAGGAAAGGGGAUUGUUUUAUACGAUUUAAAAAUUAAAUUGUUGAAUGUUUUCAAAAGAUGCUGCCUGUCUAGCAAUCUCUAUGACCGUGGACUGUUCUUAACGUUUGCAUACACACAAAAAAAAUGAACUCUUAAUUUUCCUUCUUUUAUGUGGACUUGUGUGUAUGCAAAGUGAAAAGUGUCCUCAGAUGGUGCUUUGUACAGUAAUAAGAUAUUGUUCAUAUGUGUGGAUCCAACGACCUGUAAUUUAUCUUUUAACUUAAGUAGAAGAAGAUUUUCUUGAAAUGGAAAAAAAGGAAUUGCACACAAACAGAACAAGGUCGCCGUGUGUUUUUAACGGUGACUUCUGCAACGGAUAUUCAUUCGCCUUUUUAAGUCCAGUGCACAAGCUGAUCACCCUACUGUCUGUUCCUACACUACAUCGCUCAGCAUUGCCCCGUAGCUGCCUCUCAUUGAAGAACUGAACUUUUUAUUAAACAAGUCAAAGUUGAGAGAGAUUUUUGAGCGCUUUUGUUUUGUUUUUUAAUAGCAUGAUCCACUAGCAGGACUAUAUCUCUCAUAGCUGACUGAUGCAAUUUGAUGUAUGUUAACACUAUCAUUUUGUAAGAGUAUUUUAUUUUUGUGUGUAAUUAGUUCUAAUUAAACUUGCCUUUGUCUAACAAUGUAAGGCCUUGUACAAAG